Molecule: messenger RNA, 366 nt
Organism: Trypanosoma cruzi
Lineage: Eukaryota; Euglenozoa; Kinetoplastea; Trypanosomatida; Trypanosomatidae
Product: mucin TcSMUGS, putative
Exons: 1
Coding region: 1-366 (121 amino acids)
Source: RefSeq, a predicted model, not a curated record
AUGAUGCUGCGCCGCGUCCUCUGCGUGCUUUUCCUUGCCCUCUGCUGUGCAUGCGUGUGCGCCACGGCUCAGGAGGAGGGGCAGUAUGAUGUUGCUGUUGUUGAGGCUGGGGAGGGCCAGGAUCAAACUACAACCACCACCACCACAACAACAACUACUACUACGACGACCACCACCACCACCAAUGCACCCGCCAAGGACACGACCACCACCACCACCACCACCAGUGCACCCGCCAAGAACACAACCACCUCCAAGGCACCGACUCCUGGCGACGGGAGCGGCCUCGGCGGCCCUUUGUGGGUUCAGGUGCCGCUGCUGCUGCUUGUCAGUGCCGCUGUGGCGACCGCCGGUGCUGCGUGCUGA